Molecule: messenger RNA, 435 nt
Organism: Pocillopora verrucosa
Lineage: Eukaryota; Metazoa; Cnidaria; Anthozoa; Scleractinia; Pocilloporidae
Source: RefSeq, a predicted model, not a curated record
GUUCAACUUCGACACAAGAUAGGAGCCUCAAAAAUGAAUCGUUUGCUGUUCUCUCUGACUGUUGUCGUUCUCAUGGCUGCACAUGCUUUUGCAUUAAGAUGUUAUUUCUGCCAAGGUACUGAAGACAUAUGUAACAAAAGCAAGUUGAAAGAAAACAAAGGCAGCUAUUUACAAUCGUGCCCGUACGGCGAUAAAUGCUACAGAUACUGGAUUAAAGUCAAAGAUAGCGAUGGCAUUGUUACAAAUGGAUGUGGUUCCCAAUCCACCUGUGACAGCCUAAAGUCCGCUUGUGAUCGAGCGAAAGAUGCUUCGAAGGACUACCAUUGCGCAAUUGGCUGCUGUUCUGAAGACGGAUGUAACGCAAGCUCAUACUUCACUGCCAACAUCAUCCUGUUGACCAUUUCCUCUGUCCUGGGCCUAGCACUGCUGAAGUAA